AUGAACAUCGGCAAGAGGUUCGACCGCAUGAAGCAAUGGACGGACGAGAGAAUGGGCAAGGAGAUCAAGACUGCUGCGUCCGACGAGUUCAAAGCUCUUGAGCUUGAGAUGCAACUGAGACACGAAGGUAUGGAGCGUCUGCAAAGAAGUAUGACGACCUACGUCAAGUCUCUGUCCAAGACCAAGGAGGCAGAAGACAAGGAGAAGACGUUGCCCAUCGCCUACCUCGGAUCCACCAUGGCCAGCCAUGGAGACGACUUUGAGCCAGACUCGGAGUUCGGACAAUGCCUCUCGACCCUUGGUAGAGCCAACGAGAGGAUUGCCCGCAUGCAGGAGAGCUACGUUUCGAAUGCCACAAACAGCUGGCUCGAGUCGGUUGAGAGAUCUCUGGCCCAGAUGAAGGAAUACCAGACUGCUCGCAAGAGACUCGAAACCCGCCGCCUCGCCUACGACACCUCGAUGAACAAACUGCAAAAGGCAAAGAAGGACGAUUUCGCUCUGGAGGAGUCUGCGCGCUCGCAAAAGGCAAAAUACGACGAGUCGAGCGACGACGUACAACGCAGGAUGCUGGAUAUCAAGGAAGCCGAAGUCGACAGCAUCAACGACUUGUCCACCUUCCUGGAUGCCGAGUUGGCAUACUACGACAGAGCACGAGAGAUUCUCAUGCAGUGCAAGAGAGAUUGGNNCCCCGCCUCUGGUAAUGCUGGUGCCGGUCUGGCUGUUCCAGGAGGCCGUAGAGUGCCUAGAUCUCGCUCUAACACUGGAAACUCGGCCUCUUUCCGUCAAAUUGAUGAAGAUGAGCCAGUCCACGAUUUCCGCCCUCCGAUCCGCGCAAGAGCACCUUCCGGGACCAAUUCGCCUCGCCGUGAACUACCAGGCUUCGAUCUCCCUACCAGACCUUCUGGCCGUUUCGAGGGUCCGUCAAGUCUCAACUCUCGCGAUGCUUCUCCUGUUUCCAUGCCCCGUCUGUCCCGUGUACCCACCGAUUCGUCCUUGUCCCUUAGGCAGGGACUGAGACCCACCAAGAGAAACGAUAGUGCGAACUCGGACGUAUUUGGUGAUCAGGACGACUAUGCCUUGGACAACGAUCGCUACGCCGACGAACGCGCUGCUUCUCCUGCCUCUUACAACGCUGCUCCUAGUUUCUCGCGCUCUGCUAGCUGGUCUCAGCAAGACGCUGGAGCAAAGAAAUUGGCUCCUCCGCCACCACCUUCGAGAGCCAAGAAGCCUCCACCACCACCCCCGAUGAAGCGCAGCGCUUUGAGUUCCUCCGACGUUCCGCGACAGUACUAG
Molecule: messenger RNA, 1293 nt
Organism: Aureobasidium vineae
Lineage: Eukaryota; Fungi; Ascomycota; Dothideomycetes; Dothideales; Saccotheciaceae
Source: the annotation of a GenBank genome assembly